Molecule: messenger RNA, 1385 nt
Organism: Clupea harengus (Atlantic herring)
Lineage: Eukaryota; Metazoa; Chordata; Actinopteri; Clupeiformes; Clupeidae
Product: claudin-15-like
Cellular component (GO): bicellular tight junction; membrane
Molecular function (GO): structural molecule activity
Source: RefSeq, a predicted model, not a curated record
GCAUAAAUCGUGCUGGCACAUGUGAACACUGAACUGCCGUGACGUUGAAGUCUUUGAUAAAUUGCCUACCUGUUAGGUUUGUGUAGACUCGAUGGGGAGGGAAACGAAUAGGUGGUGAGGAAGGGUGGUACCUUCAAAAGGGUAGGGGAGAAAUUAAUCAUUGAUCGUUAAAUAUUUACUCGCAUCAACAAGCUCAAUGUUUUUCAAAAUUGCGAGGCACAUUGUUUAAAAUUGUGACCUAACGCUUUGAAGGAGAGGUGCGGGCAAACCAAAGCGCAACAGACAGAGCGCACAAACAGAUUGAGAACUGCAGUACAGAGAGUGGUUGUGGAACUGGAUUCUUUAACAUUAGGAUAAACUGAACGGAACAGACAUGAAUCCAGCAGUUGAAGUAAUGGCAUUUCUUCUUGGUUUUCUUGGCUGGAUAUUGGUCGGGGUGGCUCUGCCAAAUCGGUACUGGAAGGUCUCCUCUGUGGACGGCAAUGUUAUUACCACCUCAACUAUUUACGAGAACCUAUGGAUGUCCUGCGCAACGGACUCUACGGGAGUCCACAAUUGCCGUGAUUUUCAGUCAUUGCUUGCCCUUUCUGGUUACAUCCAGGCAUCCCGUGCGCUCAUGAUUGCCUCAAUUGUGAUGGGAUUUUUUGGUAUCAUCGCAACCCUGGUGGGUAUGCAGUGUUCAAAAGUAGGAGGAGAAAACUAUGUGCUGAAAGGACGGGUCGCUGGAAUCGGUGGAAUUUUCUUCUUACUGCAAGGUCUGUGCACAAUGAUCUCAGUUUCUUGGUAUGCUUUCAACAUCACUCAAGAGUUCUUUGAUCCACUAUAUCCAGGAACAAAGUAUGAAAUUGGAGAGGGUCUCUACAUUGGCUGGUGCUCGGCCACCCUUGCUAUCUGUGGUGGCUCUUGUCUUAUGUGUUCCUGUAAACUGGAGUCCACUGACGAGAAAGUGCCAUACCCAUACCAGCCUCCCACUCAAAUAACUGCUUAUUCUGGGCCAGUGAUUUCCCAGGGGCCGCCAAGCCAAUAUGGCAGAAAUCAAUAUGUGUGAGAGGUGCAGCAGUGUGACGAUGUAAAUUGCCAUGACAACACGCAAACGACAGAUAAACAAACAGCAAAUAAACACCAAAGUUUUAUCUUCUUCAUCAUAAACUCAUAAACUUUCAGUUUUGUUGACUUUGUUUGUAAAAAAUACCCAUGCUGGCUGUGGACGGCAACUAUGCAAGAGAUACAUUUAAUUAGUUGUUUUAUUUUGCUUUACAUAGUUGACAUAACUAAUUCCUUUAGAGCAGGCUGGAAUUCAUUUAUUAACCUUUCUGAAAAUAUAGUCAAAUUGAGAUGCUGGUAAAAGUGGUUUCUGUGGGAGAGAGUUACUCCCUCUGGCGUGU